GAGCACGGGGUGACCCAGAGUGAGGCCAUGGAGCUGGAUGCCAACGGGAGGAAUGGGCUGAUGGUCGCCUGCUACAAGGGCUUCGUGGACAUCGUGCCCCUGCUGCAGAAGUGCCCCUACAUAAACAUCAACCAGCAGGACAAGGACGGGAACACGGCGCUCAUGAUGGCGGCCCAGGCCGGACACAUCACCAUCGUCAACCACCUCCUCAACUACUUCCCCGCACUCGAGGUGGACAAGCGAGACCCCCGGGGCCUGACGGCGCUGAUGAAGGCUGCGGUGCAGGGGCGGCAGGACUGCGUGACCGCCCUGCUCCUGGCUGGAGCAGACCUGCAAGCGGUGGAUCCCAUCAAGGGGAAGACAGCCAGGGAGUGGGCAGCCUUCACCGGCCGCUUCGAGACAACCGUGCGGAUCCGGAGCCUCCUGCGGCACCCACGGGCAGAGCAGUUUGGCACCCAGUACCGGCCCGAGUGGCCAGCCCUGGCCGAGCUGGUGGCCAAAGCCCUGAGCCCCAAAUCCAGGGGCAAGAGGCUGUUGGAGAAGGUCCAAUCCAUGUUCACCUUCAGCUUCCCCCAUGACCCUGAGGAGGACGGCGUGAUGGACCACAUGGUGAGGAUGACCACCUCCCUCACCAGCCCCUUUGUGGCCACCGCUUGCCAAACCGUCUGCCCCGACAGCCCCCCUGAGGUGGGCAAGCGCAGGCUGUCUGUGCCGGAGAUCCUUGGGCAGCAUGUGCCGGAUCCGGACACUGAGCCAGAACCCACCUCGUGCUCCGGCGCUGGUGCAUCCUCUUGCAAUGGCCAAGCCGUGUCGGAGAUCCGGCUCCUGUCACCGCCCCGGCCGGCCAGUGGCCUGCUGAGCUUCCUGCCCCUGUGGCUGCGGCGUGGGAACAGCAUCUUCCCAGGGGAGUCCAUCCCAAAAAUCAAAGUGAGCAAAGCCUCCUGCCCGCCUGCCCGCUCAAGGGAGUGGAGGCCGCGCGGGGGGAACAAGGACCUGCUGCAGCCGCCCAAAUGGAGGUACAAGGAGCUGAAGGAGGAGAAGAAAGCAGCCAAGGAGGUGAAGACUGAGGAGAAAAAGAAGAAACAGGGGAAGAGAUGCUAA
Egretta garzetta (little egret) is the source of this 1101-nucleotide messenger RNA. It is a transcript of the gene ANKRD33, whose product is annotated as ankyrin repeat domain 33. The coding region runs from base 28 to 1101 and encodes 357 amino acids. Gene Ontology annotation, molecular function: protein binding. The record is from RefSeq and is a predicted model, not a curated record. NCBI's taxonomy places the organism in Eukaryota, Metazoa, Chordata, Aves, Pelecaniformes, Ardeidae. The transcript has 4 exons.